AGCGCCUCGUCGGACUCCAGGGAGCGCUGUGUCGCCGCCCGCCGAGGGAGGGGAGCCGCAGGAGGAGAAAGCAGCCCACAAGGCGCAUCUGGACACGGGAGCCGAGGGCGGACCCUUCCUCGGUGCGGCUGAUGGGCGCACUCCGCCAGCGGCGAGCCACAGCCACAGCCCCUGGGCCCAGGUGGACUGCAUUUCUUCUGAUGAAGUUUCACUAAUGGCUUGACAUCUGCAAAUCAAACAGAAUUCUCAUUAUGGAACAUACAGAUGCAGAUAACUGGGCAUCAAAAGCAGAGGAUAAAGAUCCACCCCAAAGCCCCUAUUCUGUUGAAACUCCCUAUGGUUUCCAUUUAGACCUUGACUUCCUGAAGUAUGUUGAUGACAUUGAAAAGGGAAAUACUAUCAAGAGGAUUCCAAUCCGCCGGAAAACAAAACAUCCCAAAUUUAGCACUCUGCCUCGGAACUUUAGCCUUCCAGAAAAUGGAUCCAAAGCUUAUUCAUCCUCCUUAAACAAGAGUUUCCUUACACAGAGGAAGACCUCUUUAGGGGCAGAGGGGAGCUUGUCCCUAGUCACACCCACUGACUUGUCGUCAUUUUCACCUCUUCCCCAAGAACCAAGCUACAGAAAGAAAGCCCCACUAAUAGAGACUGUCAAACAAGAUCCUCUUCACUUUGAGGAGGAGAUUGCCAGUUGCAAAGGAAGGCCUCAGCUUCUGAGGGCAUCUAGUAUGCCUGCCAAACUUCCACCAGUUCAGAAUUUAGAAGAAGAAACUCAUCAAGCAGUUUUUCUGCCUUUGGGAUUUAUUCAGUCUUCCAAUGGAAAUGGUUUAGACCUUGAUUUUAGCCCUGCAAAAAAAUCAUCAGAGUUAAAUAGUUCCAAAAGAUAUUCAUUACCUCCUCCUGAAAAUCUAAUACAUAUGAAAGAGCAAAGUAAAGCCAUCCAGGAUUCUGAGAAAUGUCCAGGACUACAGAGGGAAGCUCAGCUUAUGCUAGACCAGCAACAGACAGAGCUUCCUAAGGAAAUAAUGCAACUCAGUGACCCACAGCAAAGCCAACAUCUAAUUUCUCAGGAAUUGCUUGCAGUUGUUGAGAGUGGAGAAGAAGAAUGUCAUGCAACAGAGGUAAUUAUAUGUCCAUCAUCAAUUCAGAGUGGAUUGGCCCCUACCAGUACCCCAGAACACAUGUUUAUAAAACAGUCACAGGAGGAAAUAGAACUUAACAUAUGUGAGACUGUUACAGAAGAAGUAGAGGAAGAGGAUGGAGUUACACAUCUUAGCACUAGAGAGGUGGAAAAAAAUGUAGAACUUGAGCCUUUUCUUCUUGAAGGUCCCAGCAAUAUAAUAGCCUUACAGCAGCAUAUUGCCAUUCUGGAGAAGCAGCUGAGUAACAAAACGGAAGAACUUGAGCAGAUCCGAAUAGUUUUGAAGCAACAGGAUCAAGAAAUCAAAGCAAAAGAGAGAAGCAUUGAAUUGCUAGCAAGUUCUAAAGCUCAACUGGAAAAGAAACUCUGUGGGGAGAAUAUCAAAGAAAUUAAACCAUACAUGCAGGCCAAAAAUGCCCCCCAGUUCCUUGAUGCUGCUGUGAAUACGGAACACGUGCAUGAAAAGGUAGCACAUGAAAAAGGGAUUGCUCUAAGCAUCGCUGAGCUUGUGGAACCUUUAGGAGGUGAUGACUAUGAAGCUGAUGAUAAAAAAGUAGAAAUAUGUAAGGAGUUGAGUGCUGAGAUAUCAAGUGUUUCUGAUGAUGAUGGAGGAAAAGAUAACCCUACUUUUCAGAGAAACAAGGAAGGAGGAAGAAUUGCUCAGGGCAGUGAUUGUUCCAUUGUUGAACCAAGCUAUAGUGAGCUACAUGUUGAUAAUGAGAACAAUAAGGCAGAAAAAAACACUCUGACUGCUCAGUUCUCUGUUCCUCAUGGAGAAAAUGGUUCUGGUCCCAAAACACAUGACUCAAAGGCAAAAGGAAUGGAAAUUGUUUUUCAAGAAGAUUUUAAGCAAGAUCAGGAGGAGCAGAAUCAUCCAGAAGCAAAGGAAUCACCUGCAGAUCCCAUUGUGAGCCAAUAUAUUAAAAAAAUCCAGGAUCUUUUACAAGAGCAGUGGAUAUGCCUAGAACAUGGGUAUCCAGAGCUAGCCAGUGCAAUAAAACAACCUGCCUCAAAGCUCAGUUCCAUCCAGAAUCAACUUGUUAAUUCUCUGAAUUUGCUGCUCUCUGCCUACUCAACACGAACACCAACAGACCAAGAGAAUUCCAACACACAGUAUCAACAGUUGGAAAUCUCUCCGAGUACAAGUCUGAAAUCUAUUAUGAAAAAGAAAGACACUGGUUUGCACGAGGGAGGUAAUGGCACCAAAAAGAACCUUCAGUUUGUUGGGGUAAAUGGUGGUUAUGAAACCACAUCCAGUGAAGAUUCUAGUUGUGAAGAAAGCUCCUCUGAAGGUGAUUCAGAUAGUGAGAUGGACAGAAAACAUGGCAAUGAAGAGCAAAGUUGGGGGGAAGAUGUCAAAAAAGAUGAACAAACAGCAUCUGGAACUUCUCAAGGUGCAGAGAAAGAUCGUGACCCAGAAAAACGAGAGGAAACCACAAAAUCAACAAUACAACAUAAAGUUGAGAGAUUUAAGCCCUCUGGAGAUUUUCUGAAAGGAUGUCAGAUCUUAAGCAAAAACUUGUCAGAAAUAAGGACCACAAAGGACAAAUUCCUGAGGCACGUGUUAAGCACUGUCUGUCAGGAGUGGUUCCGAAUCUCAAGCAGGAAAUCCUCCAGCUCUGAGAUUGUUGCAGUUUACCUCCACGAGAUUGAGGCGGUUCAUCCACAACUACUGAAUGUAAUUGUAAAUUUAGCUGAUGGAAAUGGCAACACAGCCCUUCAUUACAGUGUUUCUCAUUCUAACUUUUGGAUUGUGAAGCUUCUUUUAGAGACAGGUGUUUGCAGUGUGGACCAUCAAAAUAAAGCUGGGUAUACAGCAGUAAUGAUCACUCCACUAGCAUCAGCAGAGACUGAGGAAGAAAUGGAGGUAGUCACAAAGCUGUUGAAAGAAGGCAAUGUUAACAUAAGGGCUAGCCAGGGUGGACAGACUGCCUUAAUUCUGGGAGUGAGCCAUGAUAGAGAAGAUAUGGUGAAAGCAUUGCUGUCAUGCAAUGCUGAUAUAAACCUUCAGGAUGACGAUGGUCUAUCACCAUUAAUGGUGGCUUCUCAACAUGGUAAUUUUGAGAUGGUGAAACUUCUUUUAUCUCAUUCAGGCUGUGAUCCUACAUUAGAGGACAAGGCUGGCAAUUCUGCUUUAUCCAUGGCUUUGAAAUCUGCCCACGUGGAAAUUGCAGAGUUCCUACGGACCCACAUACAUCAUGCUCAAUCUCUGAAUACAUAAAAGGAAAUGAAAAACUGUAUCUGCUUGAAUGAGAAAUUCAUAACAAAAGACUUAUUAUAUUAGCCAAGUCUGUAACCACUUUAUAUGCCAAUGAUCUAGCUGAUAACCACUGAUUUAUCUACUUAUGGAAAAAAAGGAAUUAUGCCAAUUAUUUGUAUACAUUCCUCAUAAAUGAAUCACUCUUCUAAAAUGCUUUUAUAGUCCUGACUUAUGCCCACUGGAACAAAUGAGGAUUAGAUUAUUGCAUUGCCUUUUUACUAAUAACUAUUCUUUGUUUCAAAUUAUUGUCUUCUUAAGGGGGAAAUCUGAGCCUAUUUUUUAUUUCUCAGUGCAGUACCUUUGAAAAGCAUUAAGAAGUUAUUUGUUGACUCUGGACAUAUGUCUUCAGUUGCCUAGAAUGAUGGACACAUACCCAUUUAUAAGGAUAAAGUGCUUCCAAAAAUGUUAUGAACACACCAAAGCUACUCAGUGAAGAUACUGGUAAUACUGACCUAUUUUGACAGAUUUAGUAUAUUUGGGUAACCUGAUCCUAGGUCAGUUUAUAUGAAUUAUCAGGGUACCGUGAUCUAGUAAAGCAGAUAAGAUAAGCUCCCUGCAAGGUCACCCCUCUUGAUUCUCUUAUUUGCUUCAAAGCUUGAUGCUGCCAGAGCUUACUUAAUUCCAGAAACCAAUUCAUCGUUGUGAGUCAGUUAAGUGCUGGAUCUUGCUCCCACCACACCAGAACAAAGCAGCAUAUCAGAGAGAAGGGACCACUUAAGGAAAUAGUUUGGGCCUGAUCCCAAUGCUGUCCAGAGGAUCUUUAUUAAUAUAAGUUGCACUGAAACUCUUAUGCCUGAGAGUCACCCAGAUGUCAUGAGACACUUUUCUUAAAAAACAACAACAACCUUAGAUUCAAUAAAGACUUGUCCUAUGCUCCCUUGCUGCCACUUUCUACACUGUUUCCCCAUUUCAUAUAUAUGUAAAAAGUGGAGCUGAGUCUCACAGGAAACCUAUUGUGAAAAUAUAAUUCUGGAUCUAGCAGUGAGAUCUUGCCAUUCCUUGUCUUCUGUAUUCCUGAUAUCAUCUAAUAUUAGGAAUACUGUGCAAUUGUACUAUACUUUUCUGCCCAUGCUAACGAUUUCUGGUAAGGGUGGCAAAGAACAGAUCAAAUUUCAAAUUAUCAGCUUGUAAAACUAGGCAUAACAAGGAAGGCAGACAAGAAGGCAUGGAAUUUAAAGAGACCCUCAUAGUGAGUUCUUCCAGAGCCAGAAAAAUCAACUAAUUGAAUUAGCUGAGAAUAUGACCCUGCUCUUAAAAUGAACGUAUAGCAAUUUGCUCUUAUAGCAUAUGGUGUUUCCAAUUUAGCUACAAGCACAGUAGUAAAGCAAUACUAAUAAAAAUAGAUAAUGCAUGCUAUUUUUUAACCAGCUGUUUCAAAGCAAAACUCAGUUAAUUUGUAAGUUGUGCUAUUUCAGUAUUUAU
This is a messenger RNA of Candoia aspera, 4820 nucleotides long. RefSeq names its product KN motif and ankyrin repeat domains 4 (gene KANK4). Bases 252 to 3359 code for a protein of 1035 amino acids. The record is from RefSeq and is a predicted model, not a curated record. NCBI's taxonomy places the organism in Eukaryota, Metazoa, Chordata, Lepidosauria, Squamata, Candoiidae. The transcript is spliced from 10 exons. Gene Ontology annotation, cellular component: cytoplasm; cytoskeleton. Gene Ontology annotation, biological process: negative regulation of actin filament polymerization. Gene Ontology annotation, molecular function: protein binding.